CUGAGGUUGUUUGGGUCGGAACCAUCUGAGAGCAACAUCAGACAGCGCCAGAACCCGAAUCGAACCUCGAGUUCAUCAAAACCCCGGCAGAACGGAACGUUAAAUAAAGAUCUGUUACUACCGUUUCAACACCGAACCGAACCGGCGUUCUGUUUAUCUGUGCUACCCGUAAAUCCGUCCUACCUUGUGGUCAUGCUCACAUCGAUGCUACGUCACAAUCUGCUGACUCAGCAGAUUUCUUAUAAAUCCGUCCUACCUGUAGAAGUUUCGUUUCAUGUGUUUUAUUUCAUCGCAGAUUACGGUAAGCUUUAUUUCAUUUAUUUUAUUCCCGGCUUUCAUUAAGCUGCUGAAUUACUUCAUGGUUUUACUUUACAUGACAGCAGCUUGUAAAUUUAUCUAUAAAUGGUUUUAGUUUGCCGUCUGAAAUGUCGUUCCUGUAAACAUAUCAUUAUUUGGCGGUUAAUCAGGACAAAAUAUGUUGGGGUUUUAGCUAUUUUGUUCUUAUAAUUAAAAAUAUUUUAGUUUAAUAACGCUCUUUAUUACUAAACUUUGCUGAAUCAGGAAAAUCUGACGAGGUAGCACUGAUAGUCAGAACACCGGGUCUUCAGAUCCACCUGCUAUCAGAUCGAGCUCACAUGCUACAGGAAAAGUAUUCACACCCUCCCAGUAAUAGAUGUAAGCAUCUCAUCAUCAUCCGAACCCAACAGAACUUUCCGGUGUUCUGACAAUCUGUGCUACCUCGUCAGAUUUUCCUACAGUAGCACAGAUAGAUAGCUAAGUCUAUCUGUCUGUGCUACCCGUCCAAAGCUGCUACCGUCAUGUUCACAGCCAGAAAACUAUAGCAGGUUGUUAAUGUUAAAUAUAUCGGAUAACAAUAUUUGAGUGACUGAAGUGGAAGCUUAGCAGUUAUGGUUAGCUUAGCAUCGGAACAAUUUCUAUCCAUGACGAAACCACAAGAAGAUGACUUCCUUCAUCUGAAUAUCUACCUGUUUAAAAUGAAAAGCUGUAGAUGUUUGCACUAAUCCUUUACUAGAAUAUCCUACCUGUUAAAAUAUUUUAAAUACAGAGGUUAGUAAGAAUAAAACCGUAUCAGACAGAGGAAACAGGUUUUAUUGGAAUUAAAGACAAAUACAGAUCAGUGUGACUCUUUUUUGUGCAUUAAUCUGCUGUAUGACAGACUUUAUUAAAUGCAGCCACAAUGUGUCACUGAACUGAGCAGGUCACUGAAAUGAUAGGAUAUGAUUCAUAUACACUAAUAUUACACAGCUAAAAUCCCACAUAGUAUCACUAACAUCUAUUCAGCAAAGUUUAGUAAUAAAGAGCGUUAUUAAACUAAAAUAUUUUUAAUUAUAAGAACAAAAUAGCUAAAACCCCAACAUAUUUUGUCCUGAUUAACCGCCAAAUAAUGAUAUGUUUACAGGAACGACAUUUCAGACGGCAAACUAAAACCAUUUAUAGAUAAAUUUACAAGCUGCUGUCAUGUAAAGUAAAACCAUGAAGUAAUUCAGCAGCUUAAUGAAAGCCGGGAAUAAAAUAAAUGAAAUAAAGCUUACCGUAAUCUGCGAUGAAAUAAAACACAUGAAACGAAACUUCCACAGGUAGGACGGAUUUAUAAGAAAUCUGCUGAGUCAGCAGAUUGUGACGUAGCAUCGAUGUGAGCAUGACCACAAGGUAGGACGGAUUUACAGGUAGCACAGAUAAACAGAACGCCGACCAGACCUGGACCGGACCGGGACUAGACUCUGAGCUGACUCUGAUAGAUAUGUGAUCUAGACGGAACAUCAUGGCAGAACCAGAACCAGCAGCAGCUGGUCAGAACCAGGGGCUCACCCUAGCAGAACCAGGUUUUUAAAUCAGGUCUAACAGAACCUCUCUGAGCCGGCCAGGUCCGGUUUAUAUGACCAGAACUUUGGUUCUGAUCGUCUGUCGUCCCGCAGCGUUACCUGCCCAGGUAUCUGUGCUGCUACCUGAGUGUGGCUCCGCCCCCUCUCACCUGGAGUCCAUCCUGAACAGCUUCAGCAGCUUCUACCUGAUCAAGAAGCUGCCCUUAUAUGAGCUGCUGGACAAAGACUUCCUACAGAGCGCCGUGUACCAAGGCAGCGUGUACGGUCUGUCCUUCAGAACUCGGAUCGACGAGGAUAACUGCGUCGCUCUGAUGCCAAACGGUCACCUGGUGUUCUCUCUGGAUAAGGACACCUUCGAAACGCUGGGCCUUGAGGGCCGACCUUCCAGAUCCAACAGAACCAGCAGCAGAUACGAGGUAACGGUGGACCUGAGGGAUGGCAGCAUGGCCCCUGGUGGGCGGGGCUACCUGAGGCUCCUCCGGGCUCUGACGUCACGCCUGAAGCUGCAGAUGGACUUCCUGAUCUCGCAUCAUCCAGGGGGCGGGGCCUCGCUGCAGCCCCUCCUAUCUCGCUGCGAUUGGUCAGAACGCAGACCGGAUGUCGGCCGGCGCGCCCUGAGCCGCCUGGUCCACCCCUCCCUGCGGUCGUGUGACCCCCACGACCUCCUGGAGUGGAUCGGCGCCGUGGACGCCUCCGUCAGCCGUGAGAAUUCAUCCAGUGACUUUCUGUCUACUCUCACCUGUCUGGAACCAGAGGCGACCGUCAGCCGGGCAAUGAGCGUGUCGGCCUGCGGCCUGCUGCUGCCGCAGGACCUGCAGCACCUAGUGGAGGAGCUGAGGUGUCACCUGCAGCAGGCCCAGACAAACUCCUGGGCUUCUGUGACGGUUCACGGCUUCACCGACAGUCCGGUGUCCUGGGACGACGACGAGCGCGACGUCCUGACCGGAGGUCACGACCUCUACAACCUGCUGAUGUUCCCUGAUCACACAUACCGCCUACACCUGGCCGCUGGGGCACAGAACACCUGCCCGCCCUGAUGGAUUUCCCCGCCCCCUCCAACGUAAAGCCGGGCCUCAGAGAGUGCGGGUCCCUAACGUCCCAGAUUCUGAUGGGUCGGUUCUGAUAUGUACUGGAACCAACUGGUCCAGGAUCUGAGAUUUACUGGGAGGAGAACAGUAGACUCGUGUUCCGAACCGCCGGGUUCCCUGAGGACAUCAGUGUUUCUGUCAUCUGCAGCUGUUUAAAUAAAUGGAUCCAAGUUC
Molecule: messenger RNA, 3106 nt
Organism: Xiphophorus hellerii (green swordtail)
Lineage: Eukaryota; Metazoa; Chordata; Actinopteri; Cyprinodontiformes; Poeciliidae
Gene: rpp40
Product: ribonuclease P/MRP 40 subunit
Exons: 8
Coding region: 1898-2881 (327 amino acids)
Biological process (GO): endonucleolytic cleavage in ITS1 to separate SSU-rRNA from 5.8S rRNA and LSU-rRNA from tricistronic rRNA transcript (SSU-rRNA, 5.8S rRNA, LSU-rRNA); tRNA 5'-leader removal
Cellular component (GO): ribonuclease MRP complex; multimeric ribonuclease P complex
Molecular function (GO): ribonuclease MRP activity; ribonuclease P activity
Source: RefSeq, a predicted model, not a curated record